AUGGAGUUCGACCUGACCAGGAUCGACCCUCUCGUCAAGUGUCAGUACCUCGGCCUGACCCCGACCCUCCUCCCCCUCCCCAGCUCCUCGGCGACAGCUUCUACAGCAUGUGCCACGUGGAGGCCGUCGAGCACCACGCGCGCGACGCCGCCUUCGGCUUCCGCGCCUUCGCCUACGAGCUGCAGCACCGCGGGGAGCACGCCUUCUCCGACCUGUUCCGGGGGCCCUCGCCCGUGGAACCUGGCCUACGUGGGCGACUCGGACGACCUGCAGUACCUCUUCUCCUUCGAUAAGCUCAACGUCAGCCUGACCAAGGAGGAGGACCUCUUCGUGUCCCGGAUCAUGGUGGAUCUCUGGACCAACUUCGCCGCCACCGGGAACCCGACGCCCGACCUGUCCCUGGGCUUCAAGUGGACGCCGACCGAGGCCUCGAGCCUCUCCUACCUCGGCAUCACCUCCGCCCCCGCCAUGAAGGUCUACGACAGGGAGCAGGACAUCGAAUUCUGGAGGAACCUGCCGAGGAAGAUGAACAAGCUGCUGUACCCGGACCGCUUCUCCCAGAACAGCAACUAGGACGGCUGUUCCUCCGUUUCCGAGCGCUGUGACGCUGUGACGGUGCUCCUUGUUGCAGCUUCAAUAAUCAGGAUAUCAAGCAUA
Penaeus vannamei (Pacific white shrimp) is the source of this 657-nucleotide messenger RNA. The record is from RefSeq and is a predicted model, not a curated record. NCBI's taxonomy places the organism in Eukaryota, Metazoa, Arthropoda, Malacostraca, Decapoda, Penaeidae.